ACAACGCAAUUAAAUGAAACUGAACGGCUGAUUGGGGAGCUGAAAGCCUAUUAUUUCAUCAACAAAAAGAAAAUAAAAAAUCGAACGGCGAUAAUCUCUGGCGAUGGUUCGACCGACGGCGAUAGGCACCACGAACAGAUCGUCAUCAGCGAUGUCCUCCAUGACAACCACCGUGACGAUCGAGAACACCUCGGGCGCGUCCUCCUCGUCGUCGCAGCCUCAAGAAGCCCUCGUCCUCGAACUCCGCCCUAGGAAGAAGAAAGUUACGUGGAAAGAAGGCACCGUGGACAACGAAUUCAUGAACAAGAAGAGUUCCAAGAUCUGUUGUAUUUACCAUAAAGAAAAGCCCUUCGACGAAGACGACAGUGAUGACGACGGACAUGAUCAUCAUCAUCACCAUCAUCCGUCCAACGGACAUGAUUCCUCCAAGGAUGGCUGCAGGCCCAGCAGCAGCUCCAGCUCCAGCUCCAGCGCCUGAUUCUGUUUCCAAUCUGUUUCUCUAAAACUUUGUUUUGGAUGCACCGAACCGACUUUCAUGAAAUUCUAUAGUAUUGAUUUCAUGUAAUUUGUUUGGACCUUUAUAUCGAUUUGGUUUUUGGAUGCAAUGAACAAACGUUUAUAUC
Molecule: messenger RNA, 623 nt
Organism: Gossypium raimondii (Peruvian cotton)
Lineage: Eukaryota; Viridiplantae; Streptophyta; Magnoliopsida; Malvales; Malvaceae
Product: protein phosphatase 1 regulatory subunit INH3
Exons: 1
Coding region: 104-478 (124 amino acids)
Cellular component (GO): nucleus
Molecular function (GO): protein phosphatase 1 binding; protein serine/threonine phosphatase inhibitor activity
Source: RefSeq, a predicted model, not a curated record